Messenger RNA from Cooperia oncophora, 1077 nucleotides. NCBI's taxonomy places the organism in Eukaryota, Metazoa, Nematoda, Chromadorea, Rhabditida, Trichostrongylidae. The record is from the annotation of a GenBank genome assembly.
UUCAAUUUAACCGAUGGUGAACUCAAAGGUAACGUCAGUGAAGAUGCUCAGAUUGCACAUCGUCUCAUCUGUAGUACUGGCCACAAGUAUCGAUGUGAAGGAAGGGUUGGUAAGGUACGAUUGGUUGACGGCACGCAAACGAUCAACUAUGAUGGUUUCUACAACUAUUUGACAGCGUGGUACAACCAGGAUAAUAUGAUGUAUUACGUGUCACAAGCAUCUUUCUAUCCGACUCCACCCAGGUGGUCGAUUACCGACAAGAAAGCGCCGCUGCUGGUCCCGCCAGCUGAACCAUUGGCUUAUUCGCAGAUACCUUUCUACUUGACUGGUUUGACAGAUACACCUGUUAUCAUCGAUAUGAUCAAGGAGAUUAGAGCCACUUGUGAUCGCUUCGUCGAAGAAGGUCUUCCCAACUUCCCUCAAGGCAUCGCGUUCACAUUCUGGGAGCAGUAUCUUCAUCUGAACGGCAAUCUUUUGACGGCCAUUGGUAUCAUAGCAUUUGCUGUGUUCGUCGUCAUUUCGAUACUGUUGUUCAAUCCAUGGGCAGCGUUCAAUAUUCUGGUGAUUCUUAUCGUGAUGACAGUCGAGCUGGCUGGUUUUAUGGGUUGGGCUGGAGUGAAGAUGAAUCCUGUAUCUGCAGUGACUUUGAUCACAGCUGUUGGAAUUGGCGUGGAAUUCACUGCUCACGUUGUUUUAUCCUAUCUGACGUCGCUUGGAACUAGGUCCGAACGUACAUCAAGUGCUGUUGAUCGCGUUUUCGUACCUGUCAUCCAUGGUGCAUUGUCGACAUUACUGGGAAUCCUAAUGCUUGGAUUCUCUGAAUUCGAAUUUGUCGUCAAAUAUUUCUUUGUGGUCAUGUCGGCGUUGAUAGUAAUAGGAAUUAUCAAUGGCUUGAUACUGCUGCCAGUAUUGCUGUCACUAGUGGGAGCACCUCAAGAGAUAUUUUCUAUGGAUGGCAAAGCACGGCUGAAUUUACCACCACCAAUUCGUCGUCGUGAGAACGAAAUCGAGGAGGACGACGAAGGCCUGAUGAUGGUGUCACGAGGUGGUCGAGUGUUCCAUAACAUUUCGAUCUAG